CGGUUGAAGUGGGCGAGAUGUGUCGUUUAUUUUUAUCACCCCUUCUAUGGACCUAAACAAGACGUGCAUGCAAGUGUUAUGAUUCUCACACCUAUAAAUACUGAUGGGGCCAAUAUACACGUCCACCUUGGCUGGGAUCACCGUCGCCGCCGUGUGUCGUCACUCGAACGAACGCGACCGUGAUAAACAUCCGGAAUCGGUUUAGAGUCUUAUACUUAUAUAAUAAUAUUAUAUUAUAAUAUAGCCUUUACCGAAAAUAUAACUUCUUCGCGAUAUACUAAAUUACUAACCAUCAUAACGAUAAAAUAUCACGGUGGAAUUUGUCAUAUCAGCUGUCAACGAUGAACGAACUACGAACUACGGUGAAGUGAUGUGACUAAUCCGGAUUUGUAAUUUACGUAGUUUUUUUUUUUUUAUCGCGUCACGAGUAAUAAUAAAAUCUAUUAUACAUUUUCCAAAAAGUCCUUUGGUCAUCGUUUUGCAGAUUUAAUAAUAUUAUUUUUGUAGCGUUAUCAGUCCACGCUGAAAGUUAAGUGAUGAUGAACACCGCCGUUCGGUGGGUGUUAUUCGACCACGCACGCCGCUCGCGAACCGAAUUCCGCUAAGUAUGUUACAAUAUUAUUAUAUUAUUAUUAUUUUCUGACGAAUAGUUUAUACGACGAACGCGACAGUCACACGCGGCACUCAUCGCGGUGAAGACCGACGCCACGAAACGAACGUAUGAUAAUACAUAACAAUAUUAUUAUUUUUAUCGAACCACGAGACACACACACACACACGUGACAAUUGAAAUUGUGACGAUUUUAAUAUUAUAUAUUAUUAUAAUACGUCGUGCUUAUAGGAUAUAGACACCUGUUGAGUAGGUACCUAUACUUACAUAAGAUUUGCGAGAGCGUCUCUCUCAAACGGAGUAAAAAAAAAAUCACGUCUAUGAUAGGUGCCUAUAAUAUUAUAUAAUAUACCUAAUAUACUAUACCUUGUGCAUUUACGAUAUCAUAGUUUUAAUACUUGCGCGUACGUAUAUAAUUAUGAUAAUUAAUUAAUAGGUAAUAAUAACAAAGUAUAGCGACAUAUUUACAUAAUAUUUGAUAUUAUAUACGCAGGACGUGGUAAUAACACAUUUAAUAAUAAUAAUAUAAUAACCGAGUGCGCCGUUCUCUCGCAUUAUCGUAGCAUUAAUUCGUGUGAGUAAUAUUAUAACAUUCACAGAUCGAUCGUGUAUAAUAUACCAUUAAUACAAUAAUACCUACACUCGUAGUCGCAAUCAGCUUCCGGACUCGCGAUUGUUUAUCGCUACCGAGGCAUCGGCCGGUAUGGGCACACACGCACCGCCGGACCAGGCGUAUCAGUCGCGUCCGAUAGGUCGUUCAGGUGGUACCUAGCAAUAUAAUAUUAUUAUAACCGCCACGGGCGCAUCAUGCCACCGCCGCCGCCGCCGCCGUCUUCCGAGUGAUAUAAUAAUAUAAUAUCAUGUGAAAUAAUAUUAUAUUUCCGACUCGCCGUCCGGCCGAUAUUAUCAUAUUAUUAUACCCGUCGCAGUCCUACUACGUCUGCACUGACCUACUACACACACCGGAUUAUUUGAUUUACGGAAAUAUGACCAACGAAACGACGGCGAGCUGCAGAGGUCCGGCGGCCGGAGACCCGAAAUCUGAACCCGACGAGUCGUCGUACAUGCUCCGGGACAAAAGACCGUCAACGUCGAUUCGCCGCGACCAACAUCACCAAAAUUCGCGACAGGAACGUCAACACCGGACGUUCGACGACAGCUGGGCCUGGUACGUUGUGGGCGGGUGCGCGUUCGCCAACUUCCUGUUGCCCGGCAUGCUGAGAUCAUUCGGUCCAGACGUCCUGAACGGGUUCGUCGAGGUACACGAGCUCGAGUUCUCGAACCGGUCCGUUGUCGGUUGCCGGUGGAUACCGGCCACGUUCAACCUGACGUUUUUCAUAUCGGGGUCGCUGUCAUGUCUACUGUGUAAAUUGAUUUCACACCGAGCCGUAACGUUCUGGGGUGGACUUUUGGCUUCCGCCGGUAUGAUGUACAGUUCGUUCGCCAACUCCAUAUCGCACCUGUACAUAAGCUACGGCUUGAUGGUGGGAUUUGGCGCGGGCUUGUGCUACUCGGCAGGAAUACUGAUCGUCAACGAGUAUUUCGACAAGCGCCGAGGACUGGCCAACGGGUUUUCGCUGGCAGGCACCGCCAUCGGUGCUCUCGCCAUGCCGCCGUACCUCGAGUUCUUGACCUUUUCAUACGGCUACAGAGGCGGCAUUCUGAUCGUGUCCGGAAUGAUAUUGAACACACUGGCGUGCUCGUUGACCUACAUACCCGCGGUUGUUGAUGCGGACAGGGUUCAACAGGACGAGGUGACCUACACGAGGCCGAUCGCUUCGUCGACGCCAACGCCGACAUCGAUCAACGCGAGAGCAGUCGCGACGACGGCGUUUAAGGCAGCCACGGACCUGUACUACGCUGCGGUAGUUUCGUCACCGUCGCCGCCGCUGUUGAAAUCCCAAACCACGGCGGCGGCGGUGUCUUCAACGGACGACGAAGACAAUGACGACGACGAAGACGAUGACGACGACGACUGCAAACGCUUGAAAAACACCCGUUGGUGGUGGUGGCUGAGGUGGCGACACCCGCAGUUCGGCGCCACGCCGGCCGCUGAGUUUCUGGCCGUGUCAGUCGUCCACGCGAUCAGCCACUUGGCGUACGCCACUGCCGCGCCUGCGCGUGCCUCCGCCCUACAGCUGGCCGCGGCCGAGGCGGCCGGUCGUUUUCUUGCACCCACCGCUUCAGACCUGCUUUCGCCCGGCGGUUCGGCGUCAAUUUACCUGUACGCCGCGGUGGUGGCCGUCGGCGGCACCGUCCUACUGACCGGCGCCGCCACCGCCGAAUCAAAUGCCGACCCGUUCCAGUGGCCACUGCGAUCGGCAGUGCACGCGCAAUGGUCGGCGUCCCUGGUCAUGGCCUUCGGAAUGGCAUCCGGUGCCGCCGUCGGGCUCGAACCGCUGGUUGCGGUCCGAGCGCUAGGCCGCGAACAACUCGCCGCCUCCUGUUCCGCCACGUUACUCGGAAAAGGCGCCGCUCAACUGGCCGUCGACCUGUUCCUGCGCCAGUCGUUGCCCAGCCGUGGUGGACACUGGCCACCGAUCUCACCGUGCGUGUUUUACACGCUCGGAUCCAUUCUUGUGGCCACCGCCGCUGCUUGGACGGCUGCGUUCCUUGUCAAGCGUCACUACACCUCCAAGACCGGGUGCAACCGGUACGUGAGAACCGCUUGACUACAGCAGCCACCGGUGGCAAAACAAUCAUCCUACUAUAUUGUAUAGGUAAUAACCGGAGUACCAGACGAGAAUUGAAACACUUUGGGAUCGGUUUUCAACUUAAGCUUUCAAAAAAUCAAAAUAAUACCCAUUCGUCAUUACUCGUUUCUCGUUGUCCUGAAAAGUGUCAAAAACUAUUUAAUAUUUUUAAAAUUUAAAAAACUUUAGCAGCGAUUAAUGUUUGAAGUUCUUGUAAUUUUCAUAACUCGUUUAAGAGUAAAAUUAACAUUAUUUUGUAUAUAAUAUAAUAUAUAUAGGUACCUAUUAUAGUAAGACGAGAAAAUUUAAUACAAUCGAGGGCCUCAACAAAACACUACAGUACUCCAGUAUCAAGUCGGUUAAUAGCACUUAAGUGUUAAACCAGAACAAUUGUAAAAAGUUACAAAUCAUUAUUCCUGUUUGUGAUGAAUAUAGUUGGUUAUCUACUAUA
Molecule: messenger RNA, 3754 nt
Organism: Metopolophium dirhodum (rose-grain aphid)
Lineage: Eukaryota; Metazoa; Arthropoda; Insecta; Hemiptera; Aphididae
Exons: 6
Coding region: 1597-3282 (561 amino acids)
Biological process (GO): transmembrane transport; monocarboxylic acid transport
Molecular function (GO): monocarboxylic acid transmembrane transporter activity
Source: RefSeq, a predicted model, not a curated record